GCAGCAGCAUCAUGUGAUGGUCUCUGUGGUGGUUCAGUGUCUCUCUGCAGACCGAGCCGACAGCGCCCCCCGGUGGAGAGAAGAUGGAGCUGCACCCAGAGGAGCUAUUACGUCUCAGUGAUGUGUCAGAGGGAGUCAGGGCGAGUCUUGACUGCAGACAUCGUCGAGUAGCAACCAGGAUGCGCAUCAAUACGCCUUUCUCUAAACGGUUCAUCAUUGACAAACGUGUGACCGCUCAGAUCAACACACAAAGGAAACCAGCGUGGACAUAAAGACACAAGGAGCUGGCGUGACAGACUGGAGUUUGGAUUUGGAGUCUGCUCGACAUCGCUCCGCUCUUCAGCCCCUUUUAUUCUAAAACUCAUCCUCAGCCCCGACGUGAAGCCACCAUGUCCGGGAAGGAGCGCAGCCCCCGCCAUCGGCCGUGGUCGGUCUACCGGGCCAACACGUUUGAUCUCUCAGCUGAGAUGAUGGGGCUGGCUCUCUCGGGCAACAGUCAGGAUCCAGACGAGCCUGUGCUGGAGUUUAGUGUGGCCUGCAGCGAGCUGGUCACUCCCUCUCUGGACCGUAAGCCGACCAGCUUCGUCGCCGUCAGCUGCACCACUCCGCCCCAGGCCUUCUGGACCAAGCACGCUCAAACUGAAAUCAUAGAGGGCACCAGUAACCCCAUCUUCCUGAGCAGCGUGGCGUUCUUUCAGGACUCUCAGGUCAAUCAGCAGACUCAGGUCAAGCUCUCUGUCUACGAUGUAAAGGACCGCACACAGGGAACGAUGUACAUGCUCGGUUCGUCCAUGUUUUCUGUGAAAGAGCUGCUGCAGGACAAACACCACAGACUGCACCUGACUCUCAGGUCGGCGGAGAACGAGCGCGUGGGAAACAUCACCGUCAUCGCCUGGCAGAUAGAGGAGAAGCGUGAGCAGAGAGCUCCUGUUGCAAGAUUACAGAGAGGAGACACGGUUAAUGGGAGGAUGGUUCUCCCUGUUGAUGAAAGCCUGACUGAAUCCAUGGGCAUUAAAUCCAAGUCUUCAUCUCUGUGUAAAGACCCGCUGCUAAAGGCUGCGUUCGGGGGUGUCAUGUCACGAACGUACCGGCUCCCCACCACGGACGGCAACCACCUUCGGAUCCUGGAGCAGAUGGCGGAGAGCGCGCUCUCCCUGCAUAUUCCACGACAGUUUGUCAAGCUGCUGCUGGAGGAAGACGCCGUCAGGGUGUGUGAGCUGGAGGAACUGGGCGAGCUGUCUGCAUGCUGGGAGAACCUCAGGAGGCAGAUCAUCACUCAGUAUCAGACCAUCAUCCUCACCUACCAGGAGACCAUAAGUGACUUGCACGAAUACAAAGGUCCUUCAUUUAAGUCUAGUACCUUGAAAGCUGAGAAGAAGUUGGAGUUUAUUCCUACUAACCUGCACAUCCAGAGGAUGAGAGUACAGGGAGAGUCUGGCUAUGACCGGACAUACGAUGUUGUGACUAUUGGUGCACCAGCAGCCCAUCAUCAAGGCUUUAAAGGCUGCGGCCUCCGGAAACUGCUGCACAAACUUGAAGAAGCCAGGAAACAGAUUUAUGUGGAGGAAAGCUCUGCUGGUUCUGGCUCUAAACGAAUGGCGUACCAGCCUCAGGAUGUCGUGAAAGCGAAGGAGCUGAUUGGCCAAAUAAACACUCUGAAGACACAAGUGUGUUACUACGCUGAACGUCUGUCUCGAGCCGCCAAGGAGCGCUCAGCCAACGCUCUGGAGAGAACCCUCGCCAUCCUGUCAGAGAAGACUCGUCAGUUGGUGACCGUGUGCGAUUCCAAGCUGCUGGCCUCAGCCAUCCUCGCCCUGGCGGCCGCCCGCCCAGAGUCCACUCUGCAAAGCACCCCGUCCCCGUCCUCCUCUUCCCUUUCACCCUCCUCUCGUUCCCCGUCGCGCUCCCCCUCCCGCCACCCGACCUCCCCGUCUCGUGCUGCCAUCUCGCCUUCUCGCCACGCGGCUCAUCCGGAGGGCAGCGAAGGGAGUAAAAACAAGCGUGCCUCCUUGCAGGCAGAUGUGCAAGAGGAGGAGUGGGAGAAGGUUUGGCUAAAUGUUGAUAAGAGCCUGGAGUGUGUGAUCCAGAGGGUGGACCGGCUGCUGCAGCGAGACAAAAUCCAGAGCGACAGCAGCUCGGAGGAUGUCUUCCUUCUGGCCAGCGAGGAGCCGGGUAGCACUAAGAAAGAAGUCAGCCCAGAGGUAGAAAAGAAGUCCCCAGGUGAGUGGAGCGACGCCCUGUACCCUCUCCUCACCACGCUGACAGAUUGUGCGUCUCUGAUGAGUGACAAAGCCAAGAAGGCCAUGGUGUUUCUGCUGAUGCAGGACAGCGCCCCCACCAUCGCCAUGAGCCUCACCCUACAGUACCGCCGUGACGUCGUCUUCUGUCAGACGCUGACGGCGCUGAUCUGCGGUUUCGUUAUCAAGCUGAGGACCUCUCUCUGUGACUCAGGCUUCCUCAAGCAGCUGCCCACCAUCGGCUUACUGGUGCAGUACGAGGGCCUGCUCAGCACUUAUGGUGAGGAGCUGGCCAUGUUGGAGGAUAUGAGCGUCGGAGUGAUGGACCUGAGAAAUGUCACCUUUAAAGUUACCCAGGCGUCUUCGGGCUUCGCCCCAGACAUGCUGCCGGUGAUCACGGGAAACAGGAACGGCUUCAACGUCAGGGUCCCAAUGCCCGGGGCGAUGUUCGACACGCUGCCGCGGGAGAUCCAGAACGGGAUGCUGCUGCGCGUGCAGCCCGUCCUGUUCAACGUGGGGAUCAACGAGCAGCAGACAAUGGCUGAGAGGUUCGGAGACACGUCACUACAAGAGGUGAUCAACAUGGAGAGCAUGACUCGCCUCAGCUCGUACUACGACCAGUUUAAAGAGGUCCUGCCAGAAGACUGCCUGCCUCGCUCCCGCAGCACCACCGGUGUGCCCGAGCUGCUUAAACAGCUGAGCCAAAACGUGAACUCCAAGAAGAGCAAGAACGUGGAGAUUUUGUGGCAAGCAGCCGAGGCGUGUCGCCGCCUGAACGGAGUGCGCUUCACCAGCUGUAAGAGCGCCAAGGACCGCACAGCCAUGUCCCUUACCCUGGAGCAGUGUCAGAUCCUGCAGCAGGAGCACGCCCUCGCACCACAGGUCUUCUACCAGGCCUUGGACUGUAUGCGCAGUGAGGGCUGCAGAAGAGAGAACACCAUGAAGAAUGUGGGAUGUCGUAAAUACGCCUUUAACUCUCUCCAGCUCAAGGCCUUCCCCAAACAGUAUCGCCCUCCGGAGGGCACGUACGGGAAAGUCGAGACCUAAGUGGACUCUUCUAACUGGAGGAAAACCAAAAGACUGAAGGGGAUAAUGAUGAUAGCACCACACAAACAAAAAACCAAACACAAACUGGAACAACAGCCCUUUGUUUCGUGCUUAGUCACUGUUAAGAUGAUUAAUGUCCAAGUGCCAGUGCUACUGUAGAUUGUUUUAUAGCGGUUUCCCCCUCUCCUCCAGUAGUACUAGAAUAAUCACACACUUUUCACGGCCACUUCACAGCCAGUAAACGUGGCUUUCUGUGUUACAUCGUAGCCCGUGUGCAGACAACACCGUUGGCUGCCGUACCAGUCGUAGCAUCAGGAAGCUGAGUCAUUUUAACUCCUGUUCCUAGAAAUAAGAUGUGCAAAAUGUCUCAGCCUGUAGAAAGACGAUGUGGGGCACAUGUUUGUCCUUGCUGCUUUCAUUUGAUUUGUAUCGGUUUGUGUUUUAAAGGAUAAGGCUGUAGAUAUUCUACAUUUUUGUUAAGACCAAAACCAACAAUGAGUUGAUCUUACUGAUAAGGACUGGCUACUGAUGCAGCUUGUUCCUGUGUGCCAUAGAGCUCCAUUGUUGUUUAAAACUAUUGAAUACACACUGAGCCUCACUGUCAUUCAUUAUCCUUCAUUGUGGUGAACAUGGACACUGUCGUUUAUUCUGAGUAAAUCCUGCAAACACUAUCCUGCUGCGGUUAAACUCACUAGCUCACCAAAUGUGUAUUAAUGCACCCCUGAAAAUAGUCCCCAACAAAUGCACUAUUUACUCCUGCUUGAGUCACAUUUGUUAUAAACUAUAAUGCCCAGCUGUUUUACGGAAUUACUGACUUAAAAAAUAAUAAAAUGGGCCACAGACGGGAUAAGGAAGUAGUAGGAAAAGCAUUGACAAACAAGCUAAUGCAUUGUUGGUUUUUGGUCUUUUAAUGGGAUUUAUUGAUAAUAAGAAAAAUAAAAAUAAUACCAGCCUUGUCCUUUAAAGCCACGCUAGGCAAAAGGUUAAUAAAGGAUUAAUUUCCAUUUCCUAAAACACAAAGUAAAGCUGCAUUGAGAGUCCACAGAUCUGAUCUUAUUUGUCAAGACAAGAAGUGACAAAUUUAAGCUAAUGAUAACAGCAGCAAGCCGGCGUGUGAUUGGUGAUUACAAAAUGUAAUAUAUUUCUGGAAAAUACGUUUUUAAGGAAAUGACGACAUGUAUCUUGCUGCCAUUUGGAGCUGCCUACAUGUGAAGUUGCCUAGUGUAGCUUUGAUUAGACGAUGAGAUUUGUCAAAACAGAUCGAUCUUUGCAUGUUAACAUAUUCUCUGGACCUAAAGCAUUUACUUUGUUUAUUUCAGUGCUUUUAGUCCGUUGUCUGUUUCCCUCCCACUGUCUCUCCUUCUCACAUUUCUUCUUCAACCACAUAAAUAUUCAGCACCGUAACACUCUCUACAACAAGCACAGCUCUUCUUUAGAAAGUUCAUAUCUGACACCACUUUCUGACAUUUGUAUUAUUACAAUAAUGUCUAAGCUAAUGUGAUUUCUGAGGGUCUUCUGAUGCUACAUUGGAAGCAUGGUUCACUGGUUCACAAAUCGUGGGCAUCGGAUUAUUCUAUAAACAUAUCUACAGAUAUUUAAGACAUUUCUGAAGGUUAUAUGCAGCACUGUUAUCUGGUUUGAUUGCCCUUGAAUUAUGCAGAACUUUGUGAUCAAAAUUGGAUUGCAAAUUUGUUAAUUUAACCUGCAUGAAGAUUAAAAAACCUACUGCUUUAUACUAUUGUAAUUGUAUACCGUUACGAUUAAGAGUACCCACGAGCACUUGAUAGAUGUUUUCAGACUGAAGUGAAAUAAUGCAUAUUGCAUUUUUCUACCGACCAUCAACGACACUUCUUCUGUUGUCAGUUUACCAGCUCCGUUGUACCUUAUUGUACAAAACUUACAGAGACAGUGGAUUUUAUUUUGAAAAUGUUAUUUUGCUUACAGGUAUUUUUUGUUGAUAUGGCUGUUGUUGCCAAAUGCUGUUCUAGUUUUAUCCAUUGUUAUUGAGUAAGUUAGGACCUUGUUCUGAUCGGUUGUACGUGCACACAGGUUAGACAGGGCAGUUUGGGAGACGCCUGCACCCCCACAGAGGUAUGAAGUGAAACUGGAUGAUGAAUAAAGGCUUGUCAAUGCCAAACGAGUGUGUCAGUAAAUUAAAUGAGACAUUAUUGUUUGUGAAUAUUUCGUCCUCUCAAAUUUGUCUCAAAGAGAGGCAUCUUCAAAAAGUACUUCCACAGCUGCAUUUUUAUUAUUCUGUCAGUAUCAUUAUCUCCAUUUUUAUUUUUCUCUGUCUGCCCCGGGUCCUAGACCUUUAGUUCUACCCAAACCUCCAGAUGUGUGUUAGGUUUGUGGAAGCUUGGAUAACUACAAAAAUAUUUCGGAAUAUGCACAACACCUGGACCCUGAAACUGAAGCAAUUCAGCCAUCAUUAAUUUGAUUGUUUACAUCUGUGCAUUUCCUAUUGUGACAUGUCAAAAUGUCUCCUGUGAACAAUCAUCAUGUAAAAUAAUUAAAAUCACCUGUGUGUGUUUAGCAUGAA
Messenger RNA from Sebastes umbrosus (honeycomb rockfish), 5823 nucleotides. RefSeq names its product inositol polyphosphate-4-phosphatase type I Aa (gene inpp4aa). Gene Ontology annotation, molecular function: phosphatidylinositol-3,4-bisphosphate 4-phosphatase activity. Gene Ontology annotation, cellular component: cytoplasm. The record is from RefSeq and is a predicted model, not a curated record. The transcript has 24 exons. NCBI's taxonomy places the organism in Eukaryota, Metazoa, Chordata, Actinopteri, Perciformes, Sebastidae. Bases 390 to 3284 code for a protein of 964 amino acids.